AACAAACGAAAGGAAAAAGGUUUCCGCAGUGGAAGGUUGUAUUGGAGUGCAGAGAGAGAAGCAUGGGAAGCAGAUUGGGAAGAAGAGUAGUGCAGUUCGCGAACCUACCGAUAAAGCUUCUGAUGCCCAACAGCUUCACCAACAUCCGCGAAAUCGCCCUCAAGACCAUCCCUUCCGCCACCAAGAUCGAGAUCAAGCGCGUCCUCGAGUCCCUCUACGGCUUCGAGGUCGAGAAGGUUCGAACCCUAAACAUGGACGGAAAAAAGAAGAAGCGCGGUGGCUUGUUGAUCGCCAAACCCGAUUACAAGAAGGCCUACGUCACCCUCAAGAGCCCGCUCUCAAUCUCCACGAAUCUCUACCCGAUCCGAAUCAUUGAAGAUGACAAGAUGAGGAUGAGCAAGCAAACCAAGUCCAGCGUCGUCGAAGAAGAGGCCCACGCCACCACUCACUGGCUCGAUCAUAAGAAGGAGGCCCAACAACCCUUCGGGGCCCGCAACAACCGUCCACGUUUGGGCCACCCCGAGGCUGCUGCUAUCGCUAAGUUUCCCUGGUCCAGCAUCAGGUUUGCUAGUGGUUCCACUAGGUAGCUCUUUUCUUUAGGGUUUCACUGGAUUCUGCCUUUUUUUUAGUGAAAUAAACACAUUUACUCUUUGAGGUGCUAUGGUAUUAUGAAUUAUUCAUGGGAUGGUGUUUAACGAAAUGAAUAUUGAAAAGUGAAGAUAAACUAUCCGCAACUCUGGAUUUUGUUUGUUCUCAGAAGUAAAAUAACUUGUUUUUUCGUU
Molecule: messenger RNA, 782 nt
Organism: Cajanus cajan (pigeon pea)
Lineage: Eukaryota; Viridiplantae; Streptophyta; Magnoliopsida; Fabales; Fabaceae
Product: Ribosomal protein L23/L15e family protein
Biological process (GO): mitochondrial translation
Cellular component (GO): ribosome; mitochondrial large ribosomal subunit
Molecular function (GO): structural constituent of ribosome
Source: RefSeq, a predicted model, not a curated record